AUGAACACCACGCUGACGCGUGAGAACCCAUACCAGAGGCCCAAGCAGGACUGCGACAGCUGCGGCGUGGCCAUCGACGUGGUCCUGCUCACGGAAUACCGCGACGGAAGACAGCUGUGCGGGCCGUGUUUCCAGCGGCGGCUCGACGAGACGCCGGGGGGAACCGACGGCGGGUUCUAUCCGAGCCAUUUCGAGGAGGCCAUGUACGGCGUGGACGCGCCGGGUCUAGGUUCAAACGAGAGCAGCAACAACAAUGCCGGCCAGGGGCAACAGCAAAACCUCAACACCGUACUGCAUCGACAGCAACCUGUACUGACAAGCAUCAAUAACAGGGCUGAAGAAGAUAGCCGGAGAGGCGGGGCGACGCAACAACGGCAGAGAGCUGCUACCACCGCCCAGCUUGCAACAAGCACGAUGGCGCCCAUCUACCAGAGCGAGCUGCUGGUGGCGGGCGGCCCGGCGCCGUUUCAGUGGGAAGCGUCGGCAGCCCACCACCGGCCUCUUCUUGGACCACACAACCACGACAACUACAACCAGAACAUCACCACCGGAAGGCCGCCGCAGCCAACAGCACCAGUGCCAGCACCACCAUGGCCACUGCCGCUUACAUACGGGGGAUACAGACCACAACUUGCACCCGCCAGACCCAUCCCUUCUCCCUUCCCCCCCCAAAACAACCCCCCGGUCCCAGCCGCACCCGCAGCAGCGGAACCACCACCACCACCGCCGCCGCCGGUUAGGAAAUGCAAGAAAUGCUCCAACCCGGCCCGCCCCGGCGGGAUCCUGCACUGCCAGGCGUGCACGGACCGGUACCGGCGACGCAAGAACCAGAAGAAGGCCCAAGGCCGGUGCGUCAACUGCGGCAAGCCCAACGACAACCGCCGGUUCGUGCACUGCACGGCGUGCCGCAACCGCUCCAAGGAGAAGUCGGCGGCUAAGCGGAGUCUUGAGCGUGCGAGAAGGGAGAGGGCGGAGGUUUUGAGGAAGGGGAAGGGGAAGGGGAAGCAGGGGCAGGGGCAGCAGGUUGGGGGUGCUGGCGGUGGAGGGGGGUCGGUGGUUGAGGUUGUUGAGGCGGAGGCUGAGGAGGCGUUGGUCUCUUCUGGUGGGAUGGAUGUGGAUGAUUGUAGCCUGGGGGGGAGUAAUUGAUUGGUGUGUAUUGGAUUUUUGAUGGUGGAUGUUUGAGAGGUUGCUCAAAGGGGAGGGAUUGGGGCUGCUAUUUCUUUUUCCCUGUCUGUUUAUGGUUGGGAAGCAACGGUACAGACAACAUGGGUUUGGCCAUG
This is a messenger RNA of Lasiosphaeria miniovina, 1280 nucleotides long. RefSeq lists its product as uncharacterized. The record is from RefSeq and is a predicted model, not a curated record. Bases 1 to 1146 code for a protein of 381 amino acids. The transcript has a single exon. Lineage: Eukaryota; Fungi; Ascomycota; Sordariomycetes; Sordariales; Lasiosphaeriaceae.